Molecule: messenger RNA, 3372 nt
Organism: Chelonus insularis
Lineage: Eukaryota; Metazoa; Arthropoda; Insecta; Hymenoptera; Braconidae
Product: putative sodium-coupled neutral amino acid transporter 10
Exons: 6
Coding region: 519-3119 (866 amino acids)
Biological process (GO): amino acid transmembrane transport
Molecular function (GO): L-amino acid transmembrane transporter activity
Source: RefSeq, a predicted model, not a curated record
UAAUUCAAAGUAAUCAGUUUUAAAAUAUUUAUAGCAAAAACAGUAGUAUUUUAAGAGACUGUUUUUUAUCGUUGUCCACGCAUUUUUCCAGUAAUGUGAACAUGGUUAUAGUUGACCUACGUAAACGGUCUGUUUAUCACUCAAAUUUAGCCACGUUUACAUUUAAAAUGUUACAUAUCAGCAGUAUGGCGGUAAUUUUGAGAAUCUCACAGUUAAACUUCAGAAAAUUACAACCUUAACCUCAAAUCUCUAAAGGACGUCGUAGAAAAUUUUUUCAUUUGAUAAACAUUAAUGUGACAAAGAAAAAUAUUCAUUCUAAUGUUUUCGUUGUAUUUUAUUAAUUUUAUUAUUAUUUGACACAUGAAGAAUCGUAAAUUAACAAAGGUCAAUUCGUAUUUAUUUAGAGAAUAAUGGUAGAUGUGACAUUCGCUGCUUUAAGUUUCAAUAACAAGUAAUUUAAACUAAAAUAAAAUUAUAAAAUUCUUAAGGAUUGUUGAAAAUAUUUAAAGGACUUCAAAAUGAUUCCAUACGCUUCUCACGUGAUGACUUUGGCCAACAGUAUUAUUGGAGUUAGUGUCUUAGCAAUGCCGUUUUGUUUUAAACAAUGUGGGAUAAUUUUAGCAGCGUUAGUUCUAGUAUCAUGCUGUUUAUUAUCAAGACUAGCAUGUCACUUCUUGAUAAAAUCUGCUGUUAUGUCAAGAAGAAGAAAUUACGAAUUUUUGGCAUUUCAUGCUUUUGGACCAAUGGGAAAAUUUUUGGUUGAAUUAUUCAUUAUUGGCUUUCUACUAGGCACAUGCAUCGCAUUUUUUGUUGUUAUUGGCGACCUUGGACCUCAAAUACUUGCAAAAAUCUUAAAUAAAAAUCCAGAAAAUAUUAGAACUAGUUUUUUGCUAACUGCUGGAGCUAUAAUUGUUUUACCUUUGGGUUUAUUAAGAAAUAUUGACAGUUUAGCUAGCAUUAGUACCAUUACGAUUGGAUUUUACAUAUGUUUGGUCUUGAAGAUCAUUGUAGAGUCGAUGGGACAUAUUUUUAGGGGAGACUGGUAUGAUAAUGUAAAUUAUUGGAGGCCGACAGGCAUUCUACAAUGUUUACCUAUUUUUUCAAUGGCGUUAUUCUGUCAAACUCAGUUAUUUGAAAUUUAUGAAUCUAUUGAGAAUCCUUCUUUAGAGAAAAUGAACACUAUUGUUAGAGGGGCCAUGAAUAUUUGUACACUUGUUUACCUUUGUGUUGGAUUUUUUGGAUACGUUGCAUUUUGUACACAAUCUUUCUCAGGAAAUAUUUUAAUGAGUUUUGAACCAAGUCUGACGUCUGAUGUAAUAAAAAUAGGUUUUGUCUUAUCAGUUGUGUUCAGUUUUCCUUUAGUGAUCUUCCCUUGUCGAGCAAGUCUGAACUCUCUUUUUUUUCGAAGGGUUUAUCUACAUGAGACUGCAAGUAAUUACAUUCCAGAAACAAGAUUUAAAUGUUUAACCAUUACUAUUGUAACAGUAUCAUUAAUAAUAGGACUUUUAAUGCCUAAUAUUGAAUUCGUUUUGGGUUUAGUUGGUUCUACAAUAGGCGUAAUGAUAUGUUUAAUAUUUCCUGCUGGUUUUUUUAUCACAAUCAGUACAAAAAAUACUAAUGAAAGACUGGUAGCUCAAGUUAUAUUGUUUAUUGGAAUGUGGAUUAUGAUAUUAGGAUCGUAUGCUAAUUUGUAUGCUAUUGAAGAAUCUUCGACUACCAGGGUAUCUGUAGUUACAGAAAAACCUUUCCUUCCCAUCAAUAAUAUUCAUUUAAGUGAUAUCAAUGAUCAUCCACCACUCAUUCCUCAAGUUAAAGAACUGAUUUCUAAAGAAAAAGAAAAUUUAAUACCGGAUCUCAAAAAGGAAGUAGAAAAACCAUUUGGAGCUGGGGAACCGUGGCAAGAACCCUUGAUUGCAGUAGAACGACCAAUCGAGAUUAAUAGAUCUGAAAUAAAAACUCCAAAGCCAAACAAUAUCUCCUUAAAAUCUGAAUUUAAAAAAGGAUCAAAGAAAAUUAAAAUAAUGAAUAAAACUCUCAAGACGGAUGAAAACAAUUCCAUUAAAUCUAAAGAUAAAGCCACGGAAAAUGAAGUGAUAAAUAUGGAACCACAAAUACAGGCAAAUAACGAUUUAAAAAAAGUGAAUAAUCAGCCAGUGCGUGAUGAUUCUAUCAAUGUUGAUGCUCUAAAGAAAGAAGACUUAGAAAUAGCAGCAGCUAAAGAAGUUUCUGUUGUUGAGUUUGAUAAGAAGAAUGAUCAGUCCGACAAUAAAAAGAUGAAUAAUGAAAAUAGUGAUGUAGAAGACAAAAGAUUAUUAAAGCAAAAGGAUAAAUCAGAAAAUGACAAGGACGAAUUCAAAAAUAUACCAGAGAAGAGAAAUUUAGAUAAAAAUGAAGCGAUUUUAGAUAGUAACAAUAAUAAGAGUGAGGAAAGAAAAGAGAUCCAAGUACCUUUAGCAAACGUGCCUUUAGUGGAGUCUCAAGGUCUUGUUUCUAAACCAUUAUUAGAUUUGUCAUCUAACACAUCGAACUCUCUGAUAAUUAAAAAUAAUAAUAGUCAUAUGAAUAACAGUGAUAAUAGUAAUAUCAAUAACAAUUUUAACAAAAGUGAUAAUAAAACAGAUGAUUUAUAUUUAAGCAAGAGAAACCAAUACCCUUUACCAAUUGUUCUAAAAAUGGUGAAUCAAUCAAAAGAAAAAAAUAGUCCCAUAUUAAAUGAAGAAAAUAAAGUGAAAAAUGAUGAUGAUUCAGCAUUAGCAGUCCAUCGAGAUAUUUUAGAAGAACAUGUAAGAGAGAAACGUAAUGCAGAUGAAAAUGUAAUAAUUUCCAAUGUAAUGGACCAAGAAAUGAUAGGCAACAGUGUUGUACAAGAGAUAAGUAUUGAUGAUAAUAAAACUUCAAGUUGUCCGAGAAAUGAAUCGAGGAAAUCAAAUGAAGAACUGAGUAGUGUUAUUAAGAAAGAAAUUGAAGUUCCAUCUACUACGGAACCAAUUAUUAAAACGAAUGCUUAUUUAACAAAUCAGAAAUUUACUGAUGCUAUCUAUUUAAACGAAAAUCUAUCUAUAAAUCUUGAAUACCAAAUAGUGAAAAAAAGAGAUUUAAAAACAUUAAAACCUGGUUGAUAAUACUAAAAGAAUUUAUUAGUAUGUAUAAUAGACUUGUGUAUUUAUUUAUUUCAUGAGGGAAUUAACUGAGUAAUUGAAUAAUUGAUAAAUCAUGAAAUUAUCGUAAUAUUUUUGUAAAUACUGAGGGCAUUUACAUUUAGUUAUUUUGUUAUAUUAUUUAACCUUCAUCAUUAGUGAUGUCAAUACUGAUUUAAUGAAUAAAUAAAUUAGUAUAAGUUGGAAAAUUUUAUAUAUAAUUAUGAAGCAUGUA